AUGGAAAUCUGGCUCGCUCUGGAGCAAGUUGUGGACCGUGGGGGCAUCCGAUAUCUCGGCCUUUCGAACGUCAAGCCGCAAAAACUGCGCUCAGUACUCAAGAACUCGCGUAUAAAACCAGCAUUUGUGCAGAACUGGUUUCGCAAAGAGACAGGAUACGAUCAUGAUGUGGCCGUCAUCUGCAAGGAGGAAGGCAUUGUCUAUCAAUUAUUUGGCAUCUUUGACGCUAGCAAUUCAUGGCUGUUGGACAGCCUGCCGGUGCAGUACAGGGCCCAGAGAAAGCACAUCAGCGCCCACGAAGCUCUACUACAGCAGAUGGUCGAAGAAACAACAGCAUCCGGCUGGAAUAUCUGUGUUCUCGAUGGCACUACCGACAAGGAUCACAUGGCUGGAAACCUCGCCGCUGUUGAACAAGCAGACAACCGGAGUGCAGAUAAGAAUGGAAUACUUCUUGAGCUUAUCGGGUGGAAAUGA
Colletotrichum costaricense is the source of this 474-nucleotide messenger RNA. RefSeq lists its product as uncharacterized. Gene Ontology annotation, cellular component: cytosol. The coding region runs from base 1 to 474 and encodes 157 amino acids. The record is from RefSeq and is a predicted model, not a curated record. The transcript has a single exon. Gene Ontology annotation, molecular function: aldose reductase (NADPH) activity. NCBI's taxonomy places the organism in Eukaryota, Fungi, Ascomycota, Sordariomycetes, Glomerellales, Glomerellaceae.